This is a messenger RNA of Trichobilharzia szidati, 1687 nucleotides long. The record is from the annotation of a GenBank genome assembly. NCBI's taxonomy places the organism in Eukaryota, Metazoa, Platyhelminthes, Trematoda, Strigeidida, Schistosomatidae.
CACGCAAAGUCCUCGUAAUACCACCACCAGAAAAACUAAUUGAACUUAACACGUUCGUUGAACACAGAAGGAAUUGUAAACAACAACAUUAAGCUAAAUUCAAAAAACUAAUUAUAUGAACACUAUUUAAUAGUAUUAACUGGACAGAGUAAUAAUUCAACGCAUAGGACUAAAGACGAUACAUUAAAAAAACAAAAUUAAACUUGUCAAAAAUCAUGUCAAUUUUAGCAAGCAUUAGAAAUUUUUUCGAUCAUGUCGGUGAGAAUUUGAACAAUACAUUUCGAUCACCAGGACGAUUACCUAGAAUGAAUUCAAACGCUGGAAAUAAUUCACGUUCAUCCACUGGUCCACCAAGGAAUUCACUACUAAGGCGACAAAGUGUUGCUGCAGAAAGUUUUGAUCCAGAAAAAGACAGUGAUGAUAAUAAUGAUGAAGAAAGGCAAAUAUAUCCAAAAUCUGACAGUCAACGUGCAAGACUAAGCAAUGCAGUGAAAGAAAUUCUACUAUUUCGAUGCCUUGAUGAAGAACAAAAAUCCAGAGUUAUUGAUGCAAUGCAAGAAAUGAAAGUGAAGCAAGGUGAAGUAGUCAUUUCUCAAGGUGAUGAUGGGGACAAUUUCUACGUAAUUGAAUCAGGAACAUAUGAUAUCUAUGUCAGAAAUUCCAACAGUACCGAUGGGCAACUUGGCGAGAAAGUUGGAUCGUAUAAUGGACAAGGAUCUUUUGGAGAAUUGGCCUUAAUGUACAACACAUCUAGAGCAGCAUCAAUAAUCGCUGCCACAGAUGGUAUAUUAUGGCUAAUGGAUCGAAGUACAUUUCGUCGGAUUGUUUUAAAAGCUGCAUUUCAUAAACGCCAGGCAUAUGUAGAACUGCUUGAAGAUGUCCCGCUGCUAAAAGAGUUGAGUAGUUAUGAACGCAUAAAUGUUGCUGAUGCCCUACAGUCAAGAGUAUAUCAAGAUGGUGCUACUAUCAUAUCACAAGGUGAAACUGGUAAAGAGAUGUUCAUCAUUGAAUCUGGAACUGUUAAAAUUAUUGUGAAAGAGAACUCAAAAGAAGUUGAAUUAAGUCGAGUUGGUAAAGGCGCUUAUUUUGGAGAACUGGCACUUAUCACCAAACGACCAAGAGCUGCAUCAGCCUAUGCAGUAGGACAGACUAAAGUGGCUGUGCUGGAUGUUGCCAGUUUUGAACGUUUAAUGGGUCCGUGCCUAAAAGUGAUGCAAAGAAAUAUUGAUACUUAUGAAAAACAAUUGAAUCAACUCCUUGGACCUGAUCAUCAGUUGAAAACAACUGAUCUUAGAUCAAAAUAAUCCCCCUCUCCCUCACACUCUCUCUUUGUGAUCACAUUUCACACUUCAAAUCAACAUCAGACAUUUUUGGUUGUUUGUUGGUUCGUUUUUUUUUUCUAAUUUUUGUUUUUCUUCAGCAAUAUCCAUUUCUUUGUCAUUUAAGUAUUUCGUAUGUAUUUUAUAAAAAUCGAAAUAAUAAAAAAAUAGAUUAUUCACCAUUUCCCCCCCCCUAUCGCAUCGUUUGUUUUUUCUUCAAAGUGACCUCUUCAGCUGUUUUAACUGAUACAUCAUUUCAUUGUUGACUCAGUGUUGACUCUCACGCACUUUUGAUAAUAUAUAAUAUCUAGCCAGCCAUUCAUUUCGAUACUUCAUAAUUCCCAAUGUCGCAGAAGAAGAGUACUACG